Verticillium alfalfae VaMs.102 is the source of this 1506-nucleotide messenger RNA. RefSeq lists its product as hypothetical. The record is from RefSeq and is a predicted model, not a curated record. The transcript has 2 exons. Lineage: Eukaryota; Fungi; Ascomycota; Sordariomycetes; Glomerellales; Plectosphaerellaceae. Bases 1 to 1506 code for a protein of 501 amino acids.
AUGAAGGUCACGAUAGCAUUAGCAGCUCUGUCGUGUCUGACGUGGGUUGCCGCCCAUUGCCCUCCCACUGGCGCUGUUCUGCCCAACCCCAAGAUCAGGUCGAGCGACAGAAUAGCAACAGCUCUCAAGAAAAGUUUGGAAAAUGUCGUCAAGUCCUGUCAAAACGACUUCAACAUCACGACAACGUCCUUCUCGAUCGCGAUCACUACAACUGAUGAUACUUUCUUCGAGUUUCACCACACAGCACUGCUUCGUAACGAUACAGGCGUCAACACAGUUAAUGGGGACACCAUUUACCGUUUAGGAUCUGUGACGAAAGUUUUUACCGUGUUGUCUCUUCUUUUGGAGGAAGGUCUCAAUCUUGAUUCGCCUGUCUGGCAGUUUGUGCCAGAGCUGGAGAACGUCGUCAAAUAUAAGGACACGACAUUGAGGAUGUUAGCAAGCCAGAUCGCUGGUGUCAACCAAGACAAAUUCUUUGAUGGGCUCAAGUUUUCGAACCUUACGUGGCAGCCCGGCACCAACGCUGCAUACAGCAAUCUUGCCUACAUAAUCCUCGGCUUUGCUGUCGAGAACAUUACGUCCUCCUCCUACGCCGAUGCCCUGAAUGACCGUAUCGCCGCACCCCUCAAACUCAAAAACACAGGCACCAGAGUGCCUGCUAUCGAAAACGGCAUCAUUCCCGUCGGCGGCCUCGAGUGGUAUACUAGACCACUUGCUAACUACGACAGUACCGGCGGUAUGUUCUCAACGCCACACGAUUUGCAGUCUUUCAUCCGCAGCAUCCUCAACCACGAGCAACUCUCCCAUGCCAACACUGCCAUGUGGCUCAAACCAGUCGUCUUUACUGCCAAUCCUGCCGAAGCCGUCGGUAUGCCUUGGGAGAUCUAUCGUCCCAGCGACCUGAUACCCGACGGCCGCCCGAUAGAGAUUUAUAGCAAAACCGGAAACCUGCCGUUUUACGCCGCGCACGUUGCUUUCUUGCCUGCUUAUGGUGUCGGUCUCUCCAUCAAUACCGCUGGCCAGGAGGCAUUUACCGCCGUCAGGGACCUCCUCGAUGUUGUGAUCCGCACCCUCAUUCCAACUCUCGAAUCGGUCACGCGAUCCCAGGCGGAAGCUACCUAUGGUGGUACCUACGCCUCCGAAACCGGCUCGCUGACUCUAGUCGUGGACGAUGGUCCAGGGCUCAAGAUUGAGGAGUGGAUGUUCGGCAAUGGCAGCGUCCUCGAUGCUUGGCUGGGAUUUCCUGGACGAGAAGAUCUCUCCAGUGUUGAUGCGAGGGCUUACCCGGUCGGUAUAGAUGACCGCUGGUUGGUGUACUUUGAGGGCCAUUCGUCAAGGAACAAAACUGGGAUCUUUGCCAAGCAGUGUGAGACGUGGAUCGCGCAGGAUGGACUGAGAUUUGCGGGAUUGCCAAUCGAUGAGAUUGAUUUCAAGUUUGAGGAUGGAAGGGUUGCCAGUGUAACGUCGCCAGGUUUGCGGCAGGAGUUGCUGAAGAUUCGACGGUGA